Molecule: messenger RNA, 612 nt
Organism: Penicillium concentricum
Lineage: Eukaryota; Fungi; Ascomycota; Eurotiomycetes; Eurotiales; Aspergillaceae
Product: guided entry of tail-anchored proteins factor 1
Exons: 3
Coding region: 1-612 (203 amino acids)
Biological process (GO): tail-anchored membrane protein insertion into ER membrane
Cellular component (GO): GET complex
Source: RefSeq, a predicted model, not a curated record
AUGUUGUCCCUUGUCCUUACGGUCUUCUUCGUGCACGUCGCAAUUUACCUGGUCAACACGAUCGGUGCGAGUACAGUCGAUAGUCUUCUAUGGCUCCUUUACCUAAAACUGCCGACGCCAACUUCGAGGACUGCACGCAAGCAGCAGCUGCUGAAGCGCCAAGUCCUCGAGCAGAAGCACGAAAUGAACAGCACAAGCUCCCAGGAUGAGUUUGCAAAGUGGGCGAAGGCCAGAAGACGACACGACAAGACCAUGGAGGAAUACGAGGCGCUGAACAAGAAGCUCACGUCGCAGAAAUCCUCCUUCGACUGGAUCGUCAAGAUCGCCCGCUGGCUUUGCACGAAUGGGUUGAAGAUGUUCCUGCAGUUCUGGUACUCGAAGACACCCGUUUUCCCGCUCCCCGAGGCCUGGUUCCCCUACUACGUUGAAUGGAUUCUCUCCUUCCCUCGGGCCCCGUUGGGAUCCGUGAGCAUCCAGGUUUGGAGCAAUGUCUGUGCGACUACCAUUGCGUUCGCCGCCGAGAUUGUGGGAGCAUCGCUGGUGCAGGUGGUUGGCCAGAAGAAGGAACAGAAGGAGGCGGUGCCGGUUGGAGCUGAGGACAAGGCACAGUGA